AUGUCCAUGAUGGAUAUUCUCCGCCCUCGCUUGCAGUCUUUAGCCGGAACACUAGUGUCUCACCGAGUUCUUUUGUACACUUUGUCCUCGACAGUCGCGAUUUCCGUUGUGAUCGCCAAUGCUCUGCAGAUUCACAGCAAUUUCUAUUCCGUCACUGUCUACUUGUCGAAGAGCAGCAGAAGCAUACUCGUGCUAGCGAACUUCAGUCUCCUUGUCGCCUUGGUCAUAGGGAGGAUCGUACAGCAAAUAUUCUUUGGCUCGCUGAGACCAUUGGAGGUGGAGCGACUUUACGACAGAAUGUGGUUCUUCGUUACGGAGUCACUGCUCGCUUUCACCAUCUUUCGAGAUGAGUUCGACAUUCCUUUUGCUAUCAUGUUUGGCUUCCUUCUCUUCGUCAAGUCAUUUCACUGGCUCAUGGCUGAUCGAGUUGAAUGGAUGGAUCAAAUGCCAUAUCCAGGACCACCUGCGCUCUUCCAUGUCAGGAUCAACAGCCUUUUUGUCCUUCUGUGGAUCACCAACUUCGUCAUGCUCGGAUUUGCUGUGGAAAGCAUUUUAGCUAAUGGUGUGGGGGCAAUGGUGCUGUUUGCAAGCGAGUAUGCCAUUCUCAUGGCAAGCGCUUUGAAUGCAAUGGCGAAAUAUGCGUUGUCUAUCUGGGAGUUUCGUCGUGCUGCAUAUCGUGGUGGUGAAAAUGCCCCUCCUUGGGAGAACAAAAGCAUGUGGGUCUUCUACGUUGAUUUGAUGACAGACUUCCUCAAGUUGACGACGUACCUGACAUUCUUCACUUUCAUUCUCACAUUCUAUGGGAUGCCUUUGAAUGUUGUUCGUGAUAUAUAUGUUACAGCUCGGUCUUUCAUCACCCGCCUUCGUACGCUCAUCCGCUACCACAACGCAACUCGAAAUAUGGACGAACGUUACCCCAAUGCAACCGAAGCGGAGAUGGUAGAGAUGAGCGACCGAACUUGCAUCAUCUGUCGUGAAGAGAUGAUAGUGCGUGAUACUCUCAGGGAUGACGAGCAUCGAGAUCAUCCUGAUACAUCUGAUACACCUCGAGACGGUCCAAACAUUACGCCGAAGAAACUUCCUUGUGGACACAUUUUUCAUUUCCACUGCCUUCGUUCGUGGCUUGAACGGCAGCAAAGUUGUCCCACAUGGUAG
This is a messenger RNA of Heterobasidion irregulare TC 32-1, 1155 nucleotides long. RefSeq lists its product as uncharacterized. Lineage: Eukaryota; Fungi; Basidiomycota; Agaricomycetes; Russulales; Bondarzewiaceae. Gene Ontology annotation, cellular component: cytoplasm. The coding region runs from base 1 to 1155 and encodes 384 amino acids. The transcript is spliced from 6 exons. The record is from RefSeq and is a predicted model, not a curated record.